Molecule: messenger RNA, 3129 nt
Organism: Phymastichus coffea
Lineage: Eukaryota; Metazoa; Arthropoda; Insecta; Hymenoptera; Eulophidae
Gene: mal
Product: molybdenum cofactor sulfurase 3
Exons: 7
Coding region: 526-2976 (816 amino acids)
Biological process (GO): Mo-molybdopterin cofactor biosynthetic process
Molecular function (GO): molybdenum cofactor sulfurtransferase activity; molybdenum ion binding; pyridoxal phosphate binding
Source: RefSeq, a predicted model, not a curated record
UCAAUGUUAGUCCACAUAAUACAGCUAUGUCCAUCUAUUAGAAAUCAAAUGUAGUAUGAUAAUACUCAACUGCUAACGCAGUUCUUUAUAUCAUAUAUAUAGUACAGAAGCAGUUUAGCUUUGCGCAGUUCUAUACAUAUCACGUUUCUCAUCUUGCUUAUUUUUAUAAAGUUUUAUUCUCCACUGUGCAUGUGUAAAAAAUAGUGACAAAGCAAGCAAUUAAAAAAUACUUAUGAGGCGUUUUAAAAAUCAGUAUCUCUGACGCAUCUGAUGAUUCUCUUCAAUUACCGACAUUACUGGAACUAAUUUAAAAAACUAUAUUUAUGCACUAUUCUUCCGACAUCUAUGCCUUACUGUGAUUUACACAAUGAGUGCAGGUUUAAAAAAUGAUAUCCUUGUGAAAGGCUUGAAUGGAAAUUGGUGCUGGAAGUUACGAGAAGAUAAGUUUACUGAGUAACAAGUUAAAUAACCACUAGCCUUACACAAUCUCAGCAUGCAGCAUACCGUGUUUGGCUAUUCACUGACAUGGACGAAUUAUCGUACACUCCUGUUUAUGAUGACAAAACACAUCGAAAUUUGGAGCAAAAAUUCUCCCGGAUAAAAGGUGAGUGCUACGUAGAUCACGCAGGUAGUACUCUGUAUUCUGAUAAUCAGAUUAAGGAAUCUUUGGACGAUUUAUUGACAUCAUUGUACACAAAUCCUCAUUCCCAUGGAGUUAAUGGAAAUAUUACGGAGGAAACUAUUGACAACAUUCGAUACAUUAUUUUAGAUCACUUCCACACAACGCAAGAUGAAUACAGUGUUAUUUUUACAUCUGGAGCCACAGCUUCUUUAAAACUUUUAGCUGAAACAUUUAGUUUUAGGACUACACAAAAUGAGUCAAAUGGAAAAUAUGGAAAUUUUGUUUAUCUACAAGAUAAUCACACAUCAGUACUUGGAAUGAGGGAGUUAGUUUUACAGAAAGGAGCUAAUGUUGUUUGUAUUGACCACAAAAAUGCAUACAGAAUUUUAGAGCAGAAUUUCGAUAGCAAUUAUUCAAUUGAAAAACAAUCCAAUUCAUUAUUUGUGUAUUCCGCCCAAUGUAACUUUUCAGGAUUAAAAUAUCCUUUAAGUUGGAUUGAUAAAGUAAAAUCUGGAUAUUUGAAUUCUUACGUAGGAAAUGAGUCUAACUGGUUUAUUAUGCUAGAUGCAGCAAGUUUUGCAGCUACUAAUGAUUUGAAUCUUUCAGUAUACAAACCAGAUUUUGUAUGUCUAUCAUUUUAUAAACUGUUUGGUUAUCCCACUGGUAUAGGAGCUCUCCUAGUAAAAAAUAGUAGUGCUGGUAUUUUAAACAAAACAUACUAUGGAGGUGGAACAGUUAAUUUAGCUUUGAGUUCUAAAAUGUACCAUGUCAAUAGAAAAAUCCUGCAUGAAAGGUUUGAAGAUGGAACAAUUUCUUUUUUAACUAUCAUUUCACUUCGGUAUGGAUUCAAACUUUUAUCUGAAAUAUCUAUGCCCAAGAUAUCCUUGCAUGUAUUUUCUUUAGCACGGUGCUUAUAUAAAUCUUUACUUAUGUUGCAUCAUCAAAAUGGAGCACCAGUUGUAAAAUUAUAUUCUGACACUGACUAUGAAAAUAUAGAUAUACAGGGUGGAGUGGUGACUUUCAAUAUAUUAAGAGCUAAUGAAGAAUAUAUUGGUUUUAUGGAAGUUCUCAACAUGGCUGCUUUGCAUAAAAUUCACUUACGUACAGGAUGUUUUUGCAAUCCGGGAGCUUGUCAACGACAUAUGAAUCUUUCUGAUAUUGAUAUUUUAAAAAAUUACGACACUGGAUAUACUUGUGGCGGUACGGUCGACUUAAUUGAUGGUAAACCGACUGGCGCUGUUCGAAUAUCAUUUGGAUAUAUGUCAACAAUAAGCGAUGUAAAAACAAUUCUCACAAUGAUCAGAAAAUGUUUCGUGAAAGGAAAAGAAGUUAUAAAAUAUCCUUUAUGGUGGCAUGAAUUCCAAGAGAAAAUACGCGUGAAAUAUAAAGCUCAUGCUGCAAUAGGCUGUUACAAUAAUAGUGUAAACCGCGAGUUUACAGCAGACGAGUCGUUGAUCGACGUUAUAAAUGAAAAUAUGAUAAACAAAAUAUGUUUUACUCAAAAUAUUAUUUCAAAUUUUCUCGACGAUAAGGCAAUCCCUCGAUUAUCCAAAGUAUUUAUUUAUCCUGUGAAAUCAUGCGGAGCAUACGAAAUUGAAAAUUGCUGGAAAGUGACGUCAAAAGGAUUGCAAUACGAUCGAGAGUGGAUGAUUGUAACAUCGUUAGGAGUUUGUCUUACACAAAAACAAGAAACUAAACUAUGCUUAUUGAUGCCAGUCGUCGACUUGAAACAUAAUGUUUUGAAACUGAAUUAUCCAAACAUGCCAACUAUAGAUGUGCCCUUGAUUUUUAAAUUAAAUCAAAUCCGUAACAGUAAAAUUUGCAGGGGUAAAAUCUGUGGACAUAAAGUUGAAGGAAUUGAUUGUGGUAUAGAAGUUUCUGAAUGGCUCAGUUUGGCAUUAGGAAGGCCUAAUCUUAGGCUAGUGAGGCAAUGUGAAGCAGUUUUGCAAAAAGUUGAUAAACCAGAACUAUCUUUUGCAAGUCAAAGUCAAUAUCUUUUGAUAAACAACUCUAGCAUUCAGUGGUUAAGUGAUAAAAUUGAAGAAGAUUUGGAAUGUGAUAAAAAUACCUUAUUACAUCGAUUUCGAGGAAAUUUCAUUGUUGACGGAUGUAUAGCAUUUGAAGAAACGAAAUGGAGUGAAGUGAAGAUUGGAAAUUGUCACUUCAAGGUUGAAGGAGUUUGCACUAGAUGUCAAAUGGUAUGCAUUGAUCAAUUGACUGGCAAGAAAACUAUAGAACCGUUGCGUACUUUAGCGGAAGAGUUUCAUGGAAAACUCAAAUUUGGAAUAUAUUUAGUUAACGAAUUUCAAGAAAAUGAUGUGUUAAAAAUUGGUGAUAGAUUAUUCUAUCACUAAAUUAAAAAUACAAGUAUUCAGAGCAUUGUGAUAUAAAUUAAGUUUUAUAGUUGGAAUAAUAUACAAUAAUUUUUAAAAGAAGAUUCAUUUUUAUUUCAUAAUUAUAGUUCAGUCUUUUUGUAAUUUUGUGAAUCAUUUGAACGAAUGAAAUAU